AUGAGCCUUUCUCUUGGUUCUGGCAGUGGUGGUCUCGGAGGUGGAGGUGGGGGGGUGGGCUCAGGCCUGCCUCCUACACCUCCCGGCUACGGUGACGUAGCCGCCUACAGCAGGGCCUUCGAGCGGAAGGUCGGCAGCCUUCUUUCGUUGGCUGCAAGGCCAGCGAACACCACUGCCACUGUUGAAGUGGGAAAUGUUCGCCGCUUCCUGGGCGGCUUUUUAUCCUUCCUCGAGGAGGCCCGGUCGCGCUUCCCCGACCAGCUGCCCGGGGAGCUGUACGACCAAAGAUACAUGAUAAAGCGGCUCCUGGUGACGAUGGCGACGAUCCCGCCCGAGGGCGCCGCUGGAAGGAGAUUCCGUUUCUUCUCGCCUCCGACCAGAACCAGAGCCCGCGACCUCAUCGAAUGGCUCACUUCUGUUGUCGACCAGCCGCUGCCGCCUCCUCAACCGACCAUACCCGCGAUGCCGCCUCCUCCAGUUCCGGCUUCCUCGACCGCAUCAAGACCAACCGCCAACAGCUCUCAGCGGAACAGACAGGCCGACGACGUCAAACCGGUCCCUGCCGACCAUCCUAUCUGGGGUGUCAACCGCAUGAUGCAUGGUAUCGCCCAACGAAAGGGAGGAAAGAUCCGUGUCUUCAAUCCUGCCUACAUUGAAUUCAAACGGCCCGCCAAGAUACUCGGUCACAACGGCUGGGAGGUUGGCCAGUGGGUUCCCGGCCAGCUCAACGCGAUGUACCUCGGUGGGCACGGUGAAUCCAAUGCCGGAAUCUCAUACACCAAGGAUGAGCAUGGCAAUAUCGGACCAGCAGCAUCAAUCAUCAUGGCGGAGAAGUACGGCGCGAUGGACGUCGAUCAAGGCGAAACCAUCACGUACUGCGGUACCAACUCGAUGGAGACGACACGCGAUAGCCCGGCCGACGGCGCGCAGCUCGUCCGCGGAAACAAAGCUCUCAUGGUUUCCAAGGAACAGAAGACUCCUGUCCGCGUCUUCCGCAAGGCCAAAAAGGGCAGUCAAAACUCCACCUACGCGCCCAAGGUCGGCCUCCGAUACGACGGACUUUACUACGUGACCGGUUACAGCAAGGCCACCAACGACAAGGGCGGAAUUUAUCACAAAUUCACCUUGCAGCGUCACCACCCCCAGAAGCCUCUUGAAGACCUCAGGAACAUCCCCAGCAAACAGCAGCGGAGAGACUAUGCCAAGAUUGACGACGGCUACUAG
Colletotrichum phormii is the source of this 1224-nucleotide messenger RNA. Its product is annotated as PUA-like domain-containing protein. The transcript has a single exon. NCBI's taxonomy places the organism in Eukaryota, Fungi, Ascomycota, Sordariomycetes, Glomerellales, Glomerellaceae. Bases 1 to 1224 code for a protein of 407 amino acids. The record is from RefSeq and is a predicted model, not a curated record. Gene Ontology annotation, molecular function: double-stranded DNA binding; histone methyltransferase activity.